AUGCCACGGUAUGGUCCAAUUGAAACUCGAAGCCUCCUCGCUAUCGACGAAUUCAAAGGCAUACCAGGCUCCCCAUCCGUGGUUCAAAUGGUUUCUUUUGCUGCUGCUGCCGCCGCCGCCGCCGCCGCCGCCACCACCACCACCAUCACCACCACCACCAUCAUCAUCAUCGUCGUCAUAAUCGGUCGUGCUCUUCUGACCUGCCUCAAGGUUCGUCCUCGAUUCCUUCAUUUGUCUGACGUAGUUUUCUCCUCAACUCCGUCUAUGUUGACUGCUGGUGGGCUAGUCUGAAGUGGCAUAAUUGUAAGUCACAUGAGAAUCGCGUCCACGGAUUGAGUCAAACUGAGGGGCGGAGUGUGGAAGGUUCGGAGUUCCGCGUCUAGAGCCCAUGCGGGCGGUCGUACGGCAGCCAGCAAUCAACGGUCGGAAAGUGUUACAUGAGCAGCCGAAGACUGCAGUUCCAAAGCGAUGUGGGUGCCCGCAUUCCAUGAUACGAUUGGGUCAGAAUGGUGAACGCUCAGACAACGUGACUAAGUAUUCCAGAUUACAACCGACAGGACGAAGUUCCCUGACAGAACGCCACGCUCCAUAACGGACUGGACACUUGCUGAUAUCUGAGUUAGUCAUGCCCGCAGAGACGGGAUAUGGUUGGCUGACGGUGGACCCAAAACGAGAAAUUGCGAUUCGUAUCAUCUUUGUAUAUUUUUCAGCAAGGCUUUUCGAAACGCAAGCUCAUUUCCGAAAUAGCGGAAUUCGUAGGCGUUUAUAUGACCCUCUAGUUGUCCUCAGUUCACAAACCUGGUGCAAGUGAAUGUAACUCGUCAACACCCCUCUGCUAUCUUACGUCUGCUGGUUUCUCAGUUAAUCUUGGGGCUUCUGAAUGACUGACCUUGCUCUUCAUGAACGAAAUCGAUUCAGAAUGGUUUAUACUCUGCAAAUUCACCCCGUAUCUGCGGUAUCAACUACAUGCUACGCUUGUGUUCAUCCGAGCAGAUUUGUACCAGUUGCCCAUCCUCACCUGCUUUGAAAUUUUUUCUGCAGGAGCUUUAUGAGUUACGCAGCAUAAUUAGGAGGGAUACAGUUGAUGAAUGCGUAUGCGGCGUCUCUACAUCGCCCUAUUUAGAAGACUUGUUUUGGGCAGUUUUUCCUUUACGGUCUAGGACGUAAUUGUUCCGAGCAGUUUUCAUUUCAGAUGUCGAGCGAACUGUGCUUCGGGUGCUGGAGGUGUUAGUGGGCAGUGAUCCAGCGGUACGUGGUUAUACUAUUGGCCAAUGUGUCUUCUGACUAUGUCUGAAGUUGACAUUUAAUUAGCCGGUGAGCCAAGCGUCGCACACCCUCAUCAACCCGACGUCAAGCCUUCCCAGGGGACGGCUUGUUCGUGGCAGGCCUUCCGCCCCGUUGGGGAGACAAACAGGUCGCUGCACAUCACUGCCUUCAUUAACCCCAUUCUACAUCUUCCGUCUCUUUUUCUCUCCCCCUGCCUCUCUCGUCCUAUUUGCGGAAUUCUCAAGAUUACGCCCUUUUGUUUUGAAAACGCCGCUAGGGGCUUAUUGGCUGUUGGUUGUAGUGUGAGUUUGGGGAAGUGGGAGGCUGGCAUACUCAGCGUAAAAUUGAUGACGCAACCUUUGAGGUAAGACCGAUUCUGUUGCCUGUAUUAGAUAAAAAAAACCGUCAAUUUGCGAAAUAGAAGCUGGCCGCCCUGCCUGUUUACUCUUUGUUGUUAUCGUCAGCGAGUUUAGGGGAGUGUCGCUCUGACGAAAAGAUACCAAGAUAAACAAGGUAACCGGAACUCCACUACUACUACUACUACUACUACUACUACUACUACUACUACUACUACUACUACUACUACUACUACUACUACUACUACUACUACUACUACUACUACUACUACUACUACUACUACUACUACUACUACUACUACUACUACUACUACUACUACUACUACUACUUCUUCUUCUUCUUCUUCUUCGUCUCCUUCUUCUUCUUCUUCUUCUUCUUCUUCUUCGUCUGUUUUUGCUCUUGCAAUCGAACUUAGACUCGUUCUUCCAUUUGAAAAUCGUCCUCUAGGUUUCACAUAUUCGGCAAACAUUUAGUUAUAAUGGACUUAUGCUUCUUCUCGUUGUAUGAAACAUCUUUGAUGGGCUGCAAAAAAGAAACGUUCUGAAGCAAAACUGUUGUAGUAUAACGAAACGACUGUGGAUAUCAAGAAAGGCUAGCAACGACUCUUUUAACCGAAGUCCCCCGUAUAUGUCUGUGGGAGAACUCAUACGGCGCUGCUACCCGUAAAGCAAAUCAAAUGAUCGUACAAUUUCGGAAACCAAUAAUAUUCUGUGAAAUUAAGCCUUGGUCCGUUAAAGCAAACAAGUUGGAGAUGUCUGGACGAAUGUACCCUUUGUGAAUGGCCUCCACAAAAGCAAAGUAGGGUGUUGGAAUCAACUGGACAUACUUUUGGCACGGUAAUCUUCUAUUCUCAAGGAUUACUUCCAACAAAGUAUUUUUAAUUUGAAUUUCUGUCUCCCUUCUAAAACCGCAAAUUGUCCUUUAGCUCAUGGAGGCGCUGUCCGUGCCUAGAGAGCUUAUAAAUGGAGAAAUCCGGCAUAACAAAGCAGGAGGGCUUGUCUCCAUAACGUAAUCAGAGGUUCCGGACUGCAACUUUGGAUACUUGGUGCGGUAGUCACCAAUCGGAACGCGGGAUUCCGCCGACGGGUGCUGCGUUAGUUCUUGCACUCCAUGGGCGCAAAGGUAUCUGCGUGUAAUCCGGACGAGUCGCUGAUCUACGUCCCGCUCUGACUACGGACGGCGUCCGACGUUCUCCUGAGGGGACGGGGAACAACAGGGCAGAGUGGGGGGGGGGAGUGUGACGCGAGACGAGCAGCUGCGCAUAACCGGAAGGCCAAUCGCGCGAGUGCAAACUGACCAAUCAGUUGACUGGCUAGAGUCUUAGUGACAUCCAAGCCUCUUGACUCGUCUCACCACCCACCUCCCCCUCCCCCCCCCCCUAACGCUUCCGUUAAAUGUAGGCAGUCAACAAUGCCGGCCACGAACCGGAUAGAGUAACACUUUAUGUUUACUCGCGAUACUCGGGGUUCAGGGUGUUUUCAACACUUAAGGACUGCAUUCCGCUCCGCGAGAUGAAGAUGGCCACCGUUUCAUCUCCAUUCGAGGCGAAUUUCAGUAUCUACUGGAGCAUUUUCCGGAAGAUGGUUGCGAAGGUUUCAACCGCACGUCCUAUGUGUCUGAGUGCACCAACCAGUAUAGUGAGUGUGAAUUCUUCUACCUUGCAUAUCCAACAGUUUUAUGUGCCGUGGGUGCUAAAAGUGGUAGUCGUCGUUUUUGUUUUAAGAACACAGACGGACUUUAAUUGUAGCUGCAAAGCCGUCUUCCGCAUUCGUAAUAUUGCCAUCAAAACGGGUUUUGAUCAAGGUUAUUUCCCAAGUAGCCUGACAGAGAUCUGGCCGGGGUUACUGGUGGACCACGUAAAAAAUGCCGGACAACAUGCGUCUGUAUUUUGUCAUAUGAGCCCCUUCCCCCUUCCCGACACAGUUUGAAAUGAUAGUAUCCUAACAAAUGAGAGCUCUUAUCAUCAGAAAAUAAGUCACAGAGAAAAGAAAAAACGGUACAACUAUAGGCAGACUUAUGUUGCACUAUUAAGGUGCUAUCCAACAACAUGCGAAACGUUGCCAUGUAAAAUAUAGGGGCAUAUUUUGAAGAAGGAUACACGAUCGCUAGGACAAGAGCUUUAUUGGCCUGACAUUUCGGAUUCCUGCUCGAACCCAGCACCAGAGACAAAAGCAGAUACGGGUGGUUCAUACAUAAGGGGCCACAGUAUUUAUAGGAUGCAGUCGCCAGGCUACCGCAUACCUAUGAAUGUUCACGGCUCCCCCCUUCAUCCGGGAUCGUCGCAUUUGGUGUGAUGGCCGACAUCCGCGUCGUUAAUUGCUGCAAUUUCAUCACGUGCGUUGAAUGUUGGUGUGAUGAUUGCUCGACCAUCUGACGAGCCGACCCUGGUGUUGGGAAACGUUUCCACCUGGCAUAUAAUGUCUUACUGUUUGCUGGUGACCUUAGACCGCAAAGUGACCGUUACCGUGUCGGGUCUUAGAUGGAUUCAAACUUCAGGAGUUUUGUCCAGUGAGGUCUUGGAAAGGUCUACGAGAUUCUUACUCCCCUCUUCCCCGGUGCAUAUCGGUAGCAGCCGACAAAAAAACUGCCCCAGGGUGCCAGGCUAGUAAAAGCCAAAGUUCUCGGGUGGGUCGCACCUUCAGUCCGUUGCAAGGUUUUGCAGCCCGAAGGCGUGUGUAGACGCAGUCCCGGACGCUACGCAGAAGGAACUGGAUUUCCUGCUCAACCACUGCAAGACCCCCUCGACCAAGCAAAAUCCUCAAGCGAAGCAGACCGUACAUUUGACGCAGGAGUUAGCUUUUGACCUAUUACCUUAUCGUAAUUUAAACACAGUUGUAGGUAGUUGAAAACUGCCUCUGGGCAGUCCUUGCUGUACUGAAUGGGCCCCACAGUCAAAACCAUCACGCGAAGUCCUGGUUUGCAGAAAAUGGAAGACGCCAAAAUGAGGGGAUUUGCUUUGUGCGGAAUCCCGAGCUGCAGUAACAGCGACCAGCGAGGUCAGGGCUUCUGCUACCAAUGGUAAAUCCUGCCUGAGAGAGAUGUCAGCCGCUUUUACGGGUUCGCGAAGCGAGUUCAAGGGUCUUGUGCAUAAAGUGGUAGGGAAGAUUGAAGCCUUCUGGAUGUAUGUGUGUACAUGUCGCAGCCGUCCGGACUGAAAGUUCAGUGAGUCUGGGAAUAUUCGCAGAGAAUGUGAAUCCCUAUGACCUCGCGCGAAUAUGAAGUGCACCGCAGUGAUUGUUUUCGGGUACAGAGUAGUAGAAGAAAAGCAAUAGUGCUACCUUGCACGAAAAGAGCCUCCACGAAAAUUGCUCGACGGAUUUGGUACUGCUCUUCCUAUACUUGCGUAUAGAACCGAAAUAUUUUUUUGACUGACAGACUCUAUUAGUUUGUUUUCGUUUUUGUUUUCCGCAAUCUAAGUGAAGACUAUGCUCCUAACCAAUUUAUAGCUGCAGGCUGUCAGACACAAGAACGUGUUGCUUUUUGCAGCAUGAUGCUGGAUCUUUGUAUAAUGCACGGAGAGGAGCCGCGUGGACUGUCAAAAAGUUUUGGUGGGUGCGCGGGAAUCGUCAGUUACCAUGCUCAUCGCGAUGAGGGCUGGCACGACUCUUGCGUCGGGGCUCUUCUCCAGAGUUAAAGCAGUCCAGAUUGAUUGGGGGGCAGCAUUUCUCAGAGUUGAAAUGUUGACAUGCCUCUGUACUUCGAGGGCAUAACGAAACCAAGAAGACCUGCAGGUGCAGACCGCCAUAUUAAGGGAUAUAACAAUGCAAUGUCUUCUACUUGCAAAUAGUCUACUACCUUACCGAUCACUUCGCCGUAAAAUGGCGAGAGCACCAAGACGAGACAAGAUAAUAGCUGGCUAAUCGGAACAAGAUAAAGUAAAUAUACGACAGUCAUGGAUCGAAGGAAUCAUCGUUACCUCUGAUGGAUUAAAUUGUAUAGGUCACAGUGAGUAUCGAAACGCUCAAUUAUGAUGAGUCUUUAAAGACGGGUUGGCAAACAGUCGUUUUUGUAGGAUGCAUUUACUUAACUGAGUAAUUUGUGAACACAAGUGUGUCCGUUUACUGGAACACAAAUGUACCUUGCCGGAGGUACGUCGACUGGGCACCAACAGCAACGGUUAUUAGGGUCAGUUUUGGUUCGGGAGGGGAAUGCACAGAUCACAACUUUAUGAUCAAUUUACCAUAAAAAGCGUGGAUUGGACGUACGCAUGGCCACGAUACACAUAAAGCCCGUACGAAUCUCGUCUGUACACGAGGGUCAGGGCUCCCGAUUUGCAUGACUAUUGCCUCCGGUGUUGUCGGGAAGUGUCUUUACGACAGCCUUUGCGGUUGUUCAUCAGAUGGAGUGCUGGAGAAAUUUCGCUGGCGUCCACCCGGUGUUCAGGUAUUUCAAAUGCAAACCUGAGGAUUUAUUUAAGUCACUUUUCUGCAGCCGGAUUAGCGUGUAUUCCUUCAUUCACCUGUAGACAAUCCGUGCCACCGAAUUGGUGUAUUCUACUUUUCAGAAAGCAGUGCAAUAUAGAUUGACGUUCGAGUGGUCUUCAGCGCCCGUUUGUCGUCGCCUCCCAUUGAAAGGAACUGGGAGCUUAUAAAGGGCUGCUUAAGUUAAGAGACGCCGGGUCUGCGGCUAAUUUGCGUUCUCCUAAUCAGCCGUACGGGCCUUCUCUAAAUGCUGAACUAGUGGACAAGCUUCCAUUUUCCGGUAUACUGAACUGCGCCCAAGACAUGAACAUCUGCCAAAAAAACAAGCCAAAAAUGCCGGUCAUCUAGGGCGUGUUUCCUAAAAAUAGCACCGAUUCGCAAUCUCUGACUCCCACUAGAACCUGAGUUUACUUAUUUUCACUUUUACACAGCCUUCGUAUUUAAGGCUCCAACUGCAGCGCUGAACAUGGUUCCCUCAAAUAGCAAAAUCAUUAAAGAGGUGCCAUUGGAUUUUUAUUGUGUAAAAGUGACCGACUUUGUUAUGGAGCAUAAUAAAUGUUCCGGUUCAAAUGUCUGAUUUUAAAGUGCUACCUAUGGAAGGCGUGUAUGAGGAUCUCCCACAUAGCAAAGGUUUGGCAAUCCAGUCAGCGAUCCGAACAUUCGGAGUACCGAGUCCCAUAAUGAUUUGCUUCCCCAAAGUUCCACCGUUCCGUGUUAAACAAAUUGUGAUAAUGAUACUAAAAAUCCCCAAAACGAUAUAAUGGGCUCAGCCGCCAGCCGAUGACGAUCUUGUAAGUUUUUUCCGGCUCAGUAAACACAUUGUCAGGUUUUUUUUAUUCUCGCAAGGGGUUGUUUUUUAAAAAAAAGUGACAAACACCCGUUCACGCCGACAAGGUUAAACCUACCGCAGUUUAUGUGUUAGCGCGUUGGCAAGCUACCCACAGAUGGUGAUCUUUGUAAUUGUAGGUAAUCCUAGAUUCCUUAAUGUAUCGUCGGCACAGCAAAGUGAUCAAGGUGACUGCCGACAGGCUUGCGCAAAUGUUGGCGAUCGCUUUGGCGCAACAUUUUGGCACCACAGACAGCAUCGUCUUGCGUCACUCUCUGACCGACGGCCGACGAUAGGGUCCUCGCCGGCUUAAAACAACUGGGAAGAAAGAUGUCUACAGCAAAGUAACCAUUGGUCAUACCAGAGUUCUAAACGAGAAGGCCGACUGGCUUAGAAAACAACCUAUUCUGUUGUUGAUAAUGCUGCUGUUCUUGGAAAGCUACUGACAGUCUUAAUGUCGGCACUCCUGUUUGCAUUUAAGAAGAAGCAGACGGCUUCGGUCUUCUGCCAGAAAUAACAAUUGGCUACCGCCACCGCCAUAAAAGUAAUGCCUCUGACUGCAAAAUUCUGGUUCCUGCUGUCUAAAAUGCGCGAAAAAAGGCCACUCAGAGAGGUAGUGCCAUUAAAACGGCAUUGCAUUGUAGAUGAAGACAAGUGACAUAUCCUGGGAUCGCACAAUCCCAACCGUACCAAGGCAUCAGCCGUUCUUAUCGAAGAACUUCGAAAAGUGGUAAGAUGUGGUUUGGUAGCCCCACCUGAUGGCACAAUACUGCCGAAGUUGGGGUUCAGGGUUAGGCGUUAGGGUAAGGGUUAGCGGUUGAGGUUUAGGAUAAGGGGUUAUGAUUAGGAAGUAGGAUUAGAGUUAGGAGUAAGGGCAACUAUUUCUCAACCAUUCAAAGUACAACCACGCACUCCCAAUAGUUUUUCUUUUGUAUACAACUACUUGACGUCGUCACCUGUGCGUUCUCCAGCUCGACCUGUAAAACCCCUAUUACCACCGGUCAUUUAUUAGAGGUGACUGGCGUUUGUUUACUUCAGGUGGAGCUACCACACCACAUCCGACCGAAAAAAAUUAUGUUUUUUGGCUCUUGCUCCAGUUUUAGAACCUGAGCCCGCCCAUCUUUGAACUAAAUCUGACCAAUGAAAACUCCUAACGGUGUUUUUAGAGACUAAUGAGUACUACAUCCACAUUGGACGACAGUUUACCAUUUUGGGACGAACCGUGCCUCAUUAUCAGGUGGGGGCUCCGUUCCUUGGUCAUGGAGCAUCUCGAAGCUAUGGUCCCACUUACAUAUUUAGCCACUUGAUUAGGUAGGCACCGAUGUAGACUGAAUAAAACUCUCUCACCUUACGUAUAAGGAGACGUGAACAGCGCAGCGGUAGUACUUUCAGGAGCAAACAGGCUUCUAUUCAGCAUAUCGGUUGUCCUCAAAAAGGCAAUAAAUCAUUAUGGCAUUAUAAUGAGCAGAGUGCCAAGCGACAUGCAAUAGCGCCUCCUUCCUUGCCGGUAGGCCCCAGGGGUCUGGAUGAAGAUGUCCAACCGAAAAUCCGAGAACCAUAAAGAAUCAUUCCUCUGCCAAGCCAUCCCGCACGGUCCUUUCUAGGCGAGCCACGGCUCAAACGGGCUAUAAUCUGAAUGCUUUGUUGAAUACGUCGAGGGUUAGUGGUGUCCAAAGGAGUAAUUUCCUUCCCAUCGGAAAUAGCGACCAACAAUAGGUCGUUUAUCUAGUAGUACGGAAUCCACGGAUUCUGGAAUUGAGAUUUAUAUCGUCUUCCUCCAUUACUGUAUAUUUGAGAAAGGAGUAAUCUGAAUAAACUUUAAUUCGGUGCUUAAAAGAGUCCAGUGUUUUUGAAAGUGCCUCAAGAGUACGAUGGGAGGGAAUUUAAUACUCAUAAUUUCUUCAACUGAUUACACGCUAGGAAAGGAGUCCUUAUGGUAGCUAUAUUGUUGACCAAAACCAGGUAUCCUAAGUAGCUUCUGAUGCGUUUCGUUUGCUUCUCCAUCUACUUCAUCUGCAACCAAGUCCUCAUCAAGGAUUCACGAAAUUAUUUUGAAUGCCGGCCUAAUACACAAACACGGUCGUCUCAUCCCAAUUCUGAAAAACCUGUCCUUUCGAACACAUGCGGGGUCGCACUGUAGACGAAAGCUUGUGUGGGACCUCCCCACUUGCUCUAAAAUAAACUUGUCUUUGCGGGCUCGAACCCAUUCGAGAAAUAUGCUUCGUUGCUCCCUUGAAUGAAGUGUAAAACAUUCUUGUACAGCUUUCUGUGCCAUCGCAAUUUAAGGGUUGGUUUCAGUUAACCCGCUAGUAGCCGGUGUUUAGAAGAGGGGGCUGCGUCUACCGGAACAGGAUGUUUAUUGAUCUGACGUUUCGGAUUCUCACUCGAACCCAUCGCCAGAAUGGUGGUAGAGACACAACAAGAGCACUAUUUAUAGGCGGCAGUUGUCAUGUCGUCACAUGCCUGCAGUAAUUAACGGCACUCGUGCGCAACGCUGGGGGUCGUAUAUGGUGCGAUGGCUGCAGAGGCCUACGCCAACGGGUGCUAGCUACAGCCGAGGCAGUGGCUAUACGGCCAGCCAAUCCGGUCCUAUGCUUUCAGAAGACUCUGACACAGGCGCUCUGUCUUUCAUGGCCAACGCCGACUCCAACGUCGCCCCAACCUCCUGAUGUCAGUGGUGUGUGCACAACGUACCCGACGUACAAACAUUACUCACAGCCUAUGUCCUCGCCCCAUUGACCCAAUGACCACGACACACAGACCACGCCAUAGCACGCCUCGUCAUGCGAGUGGCGUGGGAACGAUGGGUGUUACUAGCCCCCGAAUCACUUAUAAGCCCUGUAACUUCGCAUAAUUUGAACUUCUAUGUAACCGUUUUGGCCUGAUGAAGAGUUGCCGAAAACACGUGUUUGCCAAAUUAACUUUUCAAUUGUAACAUGGGAAUAUUAGCUGAACUUAGACUGCUUAUCAGUCCGUAUCCGAAUCGCUGAUGGUCGUGAUUUCAUCGCCGUUAUCGAUUUGUAGCGUGACGAUUACUCGGUCAUUCGGCUCCAUGUCACCGGAACUGUUGGUCGCCUACGCCCUCCCCGCGGGGCUAAUAAUUUUGCUCUGGAAAAAUCGUAGCAUAGAAUAUGAUCGCCGAAGAUAAUUGCGCUUGUCAGUUGAAUGCAGGCCGGAGCACCAUGAUUCAUGCCGCUCGCGGUUCAAGCAGCGCACACUCCCUAUGAGGAUUUCGACAUCGUCACGCUUGAAGGUGUGGAUGGGCCACGUCGAAUGAGCCGUGAUCGGGGAGCUGGUAAGGUGAUAGUUGGUAGCCGUGUCCACAGACUCCCAAAUGGUACCUACUGGCUCGAUUUCAGUAGCUGUGAUUGCGCUCUCAUUAUGCUUCUAAAUUCACGCGCACGCUGUAUUACCUGUAUCACAUUCAUUUUAGAGGUGCUAUCCUGGGCACAUUUGCACCGGUAACGAUGACAAUGAGGCUUACCCUAGGUCAACUUUCAUUAGAAGAGUUAGUUGUCAGCCGUGCCCACAGAAUCCACAGUUGUACCUGCUGGCUUGAUUUCAGUAGCUAUGAUUACGUUCUCAUUAUGCUUCUAAAUUUACGCCGUAUUACCUGUACCAGAUUCAUUGUGGAGGUACUAUCCUGGGCGGAUUGGCACCGGUACCGAUGACAAUGAGGCUUUCCCUACAUCAACUUCCAUAAUAAGAGGUAGCUUUUGACUGCCUCAUUCAUUGUAGAGGUACUAUCUUGGGCGGAUUGGCACCGGUAACGAUGACAAUGAGGCUUACCCUUUAGCAACUUUCAUUAGCAGAGGUAGCUUUCGACUGUCUCAUUAUUUGCGGAUUUUCUCUUCCGCCCAAACCAAUCUUUCGCAUAAAAGUCUUACCCGGCUUACGUUGUGGCGUCCCGCGUGCCGCUGCUGGACUCUCGUGUUCUUCUGUCCAUUAUGUUGGACGGAGUUCUAUCGCACACACUGCGGAAUGACCUUCGGACAAGCUGUCUUCUUCCCAUUGGUUGUUCGCCAUCACUUGCUUUUCUUUCCUAUCUGAGGCUAGGAUGCAUUUAUUCCGCACACCGUUCAAAGUCUCCUUGCUCAUUUCCAUACCUUCCUUGUAUUUUUCACCUAAUCUAAAUUAGGCUUCCACUUUACCUGAAGCGUCAAUUCCUAGCAUAUACUACAAUCGCCAUUUACCCGUCCACUCAAUUGUCCCACCCGUAUGGCCCCUAUUACCUCCGGUCCCGAUUGACAGGCAGUUGGGACUUUGCGGUGUCAGGAGGGCUACCAAGUAUCAUCUAACCGGGGAGCUAAUGUAAUUCCUCUUCUCUGCUGUUGCUGCUGCUGCAUAUUCGGCCAUUCGCGUUUGGAGCAAUCUUGCAGCUUCUCCGAGGUAGUUGCUCUGUCCGCAAACUUACCCGAUCCGGUAAACGACUGCAGACGCUUCCUGCCCUGGCGGCGGAUCCGCUGGCCUCAUUACCUGGCGCCUCAUGGUUGUCUCCGGUCUGCAGGCAACUCCAACUCCAAAUGGUGUCAGAAGGCAGCUGACGGCUUCUGAGACGUUUUUCGCAUACGGGAGCGCCCACAAAGAUUCGGGGCCGGUUGCAUUUUGUCGCCCGUCCUGUUUACGCAUGCACUCAUUAACGAAGUUGCGUUGAUUACCAUUAGCCCUAGACACCCGUCUAGAUGUUGUAAUUCGGUGACCUUGUCCUCUGGUUCACUGCAAUGCCUCUCAACAGGUAGUUGUGGCCUGUUGGUUGGUUACUGUUGAAGUUCAGUACUUUCGUCGUGGUAGUCGCUUUCCUGAACACUUUAGAUUUUAGGCCAUAACAAUCUGUGCGACAGACGUGGACAUCAAGGAGGGCCAGCUGCUUGUUUUCUUUGUCUCCCAUCGUGAAUCCUAUGUCCUGAAAGAUGGCGUUAAGACGUCUUUUGAAUGCCAUCACCUGAUCCCGUACGAUGACGACAAAGUUGACGUCCACAUACCGAGCCCAGAAUUUCGCUCUCUGGCGUCCGAAGACCAGUGACUUCAACCGUUGUAGGACCGUUUCAGCAAUGAGUCCCGAAAUCGCGAACCCACUGGCGUGCCUUUCACUUCCUUGUAGACCGUUAUAUCGAACGUCUUAAGACAGAACUUCAGGAGUUGGAGGAUAUGAGCAUGUCUGAGAUGAUUCUCUAUCUUAUCUUAUUUGUUCGUUAGGAGUGACUUGACAGUCUCGACUGCCAUACCCUGCGGAAUAGAUGCAAAAAAGGGAUCAUUAAAAGAUACCAGGACGCCGCCGGUAAGAUAAUUAUAUAUUUACGUUUAUCCAACGAUUGUGCUGACGAGCUGACUGUGGUGUCUGCAUCAGCUGUCAGAAAUCCAAGACGAUGAAACAGCCACUUUAACACUCUGCAGGUUGGAGUGCCUUUGAGUGAUACGAUAAGUAGGAGAGGAGCGCCGACUUUGUGCACUUUUGGGAGAGCCAUAAAAUCAGACCAAGGUCGUUUCUUGCGCAUUAAUCAUGCGUCGAUCGGUUGGCGAUAUUAUACCCGAGUUCUCGAUCGUCAAUAAUUUCUCAUUGGCUUCACGAUUCAGCGUUUUUAUGGUGUUGAAUUCGCAUGGGACGUAGAACCUGCGAUCUUCUAGGGAGCAUUUGGCUUCUAGAAGGUAAUAUGUCCUGUCCAAUAAGAUAGCGGAAAGCCCCUUGUCCCCAGGCGCGGUGAUGAGGCCCUUUUCGGCCUUGAGUUCCCUCGGUGAAUAGCGUCUGACCUAAGGAGACUCUUUGUCCGACCUAUGAGACAUGAGGAGGGACGAUAUUUGGUGUCGAAUACGAUUCUUCCUUUCGUCUGCCGUCCUCUGCUGAAGCGGUUUUGAACCGUUCUUGCCCACAAACUCGCAGGACUUCGUCUUCUCUUUCUCAAUCCUCUGACGGUAUUUUUGAAGCCUCUAGUGACAGCCUUGCAGUAACACCCGGAUCAUUCGUCAUCAGUUUUAAAAUACUGUGCGUCUCGGUAGCUCAGUGUUUACCGGAAGUUUGUAUAAAAUGGUGAAAUUUUGUUUGCCGAGCUUCCGGAAACUCGCUUAUUCUCUUCUAUCGACAAUAGUUGGUAUCUCAGUAAGUCCAGAGAUCACAGGAUUUGUGUCCAGCAUUGUACGCCAAAUUAAAAUACCGCCAACUUUAUCAUGGGGCUUUUUAGGCCAGGGCUAGAGUCGGCGGCGCAUAGUUAGUUUGUAGCAGAAUUGUCAUUUUUCGGUUCCGUCCCGUUCUAAAAGCUGCUUGUCAAAGCUAAAAGUCACCUAAAAUGUAAAUGACAAUUUGUCCAGUUAUUUUUCUUCGAAGAACGAAGACGAGCAUAAUAAAUAUAUGACAGAUAUUUUGAGUGUGAAGGGCUAAUCAUAAGAUAUCUCUAUUUACAUAUGUAUAACAAGGGAGUUUUCCGGAGACUCGAUGCGUACUUGCGGAUUCUAAAGCUCUUGAAACUCGCCCUUUGUCAGAAGAAACGAAUAGUGAGGGCGAGAAAAUCAAGCCAGUCUUGGAGCCAUCGAGAUAUAAUUAUUUGAAAGACGUCCAUGGAAGUUGUUAAUGUCACCAGCUAUAAACUUCACGAGUGCAAAGUUAGUUUUGCGAAGAACCUCGUAUUUUCUCACUACAUCAACUGGGAAUGCCCAUUACUGCAGUUUCAUGCAGAAUAGAGUUGUGGGGUUGAGAAUGGCUGGCGGAUAAAUUCGACUUUUAAGCCAGAAAUGGUGACUCCAAUCUCCCUUGCCUUUGUUCGUACUCCCUCUUGCAUCAUUCCCGGUCUUUAUGCGACUUUCUAUGGGAGCUCUACAGUGACCCCCAAUGCGUAAAGAGGUGGAUAUGUUCCGUAAGCCUAUUAGUGAUAUACAUCUAUAUAUAUAACAGAUGGUAAUGUCCUACUCCGGAAAUAGGUACUAGUUAAAAACCCAGCCGCUUGUUUCGCCGAUAUUUCUGUCGCUGCAUGACACAGCCGGGAGUGAUUCGGAUCCUAAGUGGGUCCCCCAGCGUUCUCAAUGCGGUUUCUGGUAUGUAAACUCCAGUGAAUAAUCAGGGUAAUGAGUUUAAAAAUUAUUAAGUGCGGAAAAUAGAGUUAAGUUCCCAGGACAUGGCUUCUAGCGUCCUAACCGAGAUUUCAAUGAACAUUUGAGUCGAAGACAAUCGGUCAUUGUGGAAUAACCGCGCCUUUUCCAUCUUGCAAACAAGUAGUACCACUGGUAGUAUAAUUUUGUAUGACAGAUGGUCAUACCGUACUCCCGACACAGGUGAUAGCUAAAGCUCAUAUAUACGUGUAUGAAUGCGUAGAAAAACUCGUAAAGACACGGAAGGCUUGAAUGGAAUUUCUAGACUAGCGGCCGUUGCCAGUCAGUCGUAACCGAUCAGAACUACGACCUACCUGGAAUUUGAACUCGGAUGUUUUGGUAAUUAUGUGCUAAGUAGAGGCUUCCACCAUUAAACCACGGACCCGUCGUCUCGUCUGUUACAAUCGAAAAUGUUAGAUAUGAUUGAAGGUUCGUUCGCCGAUCAGGAUAGGAAGAUUCUCGUUCGCUGCACCGUGAGACUCCAUCUGGAGCCUUCGCGGACAGUCGCGCAGCGAACACAGGUAUACACAGAAGGGGUGAACCGGCGAAGGCAAGUGCGAUUAGGAUGGCCAUUUCUGGUUAGCAGGACCCGAGAUAAAAAUCCGCGUUAGUUGGUCAUACAGCGUAAUUAAAUCCUACGCUCUACCCCUGCGCCAUAGUUUCGAUGGACACAGAAACCGAGUUCGAUCUUCGGAUCCCGGAAACCUGGGUUUGUGUAAGUCUGGCUGACAACGGCAAGUAAACCAGAAACGGCAUCAGCAGGCCUGUAGCCGAUUUUCAGAUGGGCGCACUUUCAGGCACCUGAAGAAACCCAUUCGGGAAAAGUGACUACUUAAAUUGGGCCUUUUCCAUAGAUUUUAGAUGCCUGUUUAAAUGAAAUGAAAGGAGGUAGAAGGGUUCAUUCUGAAUACCCAUUAUUUAAGGAGAUGCAUUUUUAAAUUCCUUCAAAGAAAGCGUAUCCUUCGCUUUUAAAACGUUUCUUUGAGUCUUGCGCCAAUUCAGACCUAACUUACUAUCCGGUAUGCGUUUGCAGGUUACCAAAGUACAUGCUGCCUAAUCUCCAUUUGAGGAAAGUCAUGCGUAUCUCUUUAUAUCGGUGGGGUAGACCGUCGAAUACUCACAAAAUUUCGCAUUGAAUAUGGGUCGCGUUGUAUAAGCGUCUUACCACUUCCCGUGACGUCAAGCUCUUGGGAGAUAGGCAAAUACGCUUCCUUCAAGUACACAUUUAGGGCAAUAUGUUAUUUCCUGCAAAACUAGUUCUCAGUGCACUCUUUUAAUAAACGAUGACGGGGUCUAUGCAGGUCCUGGAAAUAAAUGUGAAAAGGCGCUCCGUACAAACGGUCAUUUUUUAAUGAAGUUUAUGUGGCUGUCUUGGAAGAUAUUCACUCAAAAACGAACACCCUGGCUUGUGCUGGAUGUCAAUCAAUUUUGCAAUGUUAUCGCAGUAGCCCUUUCCAACCGAAGUCACGUUUUAAGAUUACACUCAAUGUUUCAUAAGUUUCGCCAACCACUAUAUGCAUAGUACAGUUUGCACAGACUUGUGAGUUACAACAUAAGAAAAGCAGGGAUUGCAAAAAACCAAAAAAUACUCCGAGGUUGAAGUUUUAAGCAUUUUUUAGAUUGAAAUUAUAUAGCUGUCAUAUGAUUUGCCUGUUUUUUUUUUACUAUUAAGAUGUACCAAAACGUGGGAAGGACUUUUUUGGUAAGAUGCGGUUAUGUAGCUCCACCUGUUUGAGACAAUACUGUUGCUGCUGUGGUUAGGAGUUAAGGCUUUGUGUUAGGGUUGAGGGUUAUAAUAAGCAGUUAGGGCUGCGGUUAGGGUUGCGGAUAGGGUUAGGGGUUGGAGUUAGGAGUGAGGGUUAGGGCAACUUCUCAACUGCUUUAAGUACAACUGCGCAUUCCUAAUACCCUUUCUUUUGCAUACAAUCACGUGACCUUGUCGCCUGUACGUUCCCUGCAUCACCUCUAAAACCCCCCAAUACCACCGGUGCCGUAUUUCAGGUGGCUGGGGUUUGUUCACCUUAAGUGAGGCUACGUAACCACAUCUGACCGAUAUUCGGCACCAGUUGGCAUGGCUUAACUAGCGCCCCUAACACAACUCAAAUGAAAUAAGGUGUUGAGCCCUCAGCCUCACUCUUUGGGACAGAGAGCAAGCAAAACUAGAAUUUCGGUGUCUUCACAGGCAACCGGAGGGUGCAUUUCGAGUUUUUGGCAGAUCUUAUUCACCGGCUGUAAAAACAUGCUGAGAGUUACAGAUGCUCAGAAUUCUGCCAGGUGAACCAGGACCUUUUUGUGCAGCAACAUUCAAAAUCUCGAUUUGUCCUCUCACCUAUAUUCUAUUUAUUCCAUCUUCGGUCACAGCGCUCUGUCAGGACGAAGUUUGUCUUUAUGACCAACUGAAGUGCCUGCUUUUAAAAAGUGCCCAUGUAAGUCUACGUGAGAACAUUAAGAAAACUCGUCCACGAAGGCUUGGAAAUGAAUGACGGGUGAGGAUAGCCCACAUGCCCCCUAGGAGGACACAGGAAUAGAAACGACUCUCCCAGCCCGCAAUACAGGUGGUCUUUAAAUUCCAGGAAUGGUACCUAUUCCCAUGUUCUAAUCCUAACACUAAUCUUAGAUCAAACCCUGAGUGUAACUCAAAUUUUAACCCCAACUCAAAUCCUCCAAGUCUAUCUUAACCCCAAACUCAACUUUAACCUUAAACAUCACCCUAAACUUAGCUCUAGCAUCGACCUUAACCCAGGUAAUAAUUUCGUUGGAGUCUAGCAUAAAACUACCUGUAUUACGGACUGUUCCUAUUCCCAUGUUCUGCUGGAGUGAACAUAUAAACAAUCCUUAUCAAAUAGUGUCUCGGUUAUAUGCGUUGUUAUACGGUAGGCGUUUCUACGUCCGUUUUGCGUUUUAUUUGAGUUUUAUGAUUCGAAUCGAGCUAAAUAACUUUUAUUUUUGACGAAUCUUCAGGAAAUUAAUCGAUGCAAUCGUUAGGCCAUUUUUAUAUUUCGUUUUAUCCCAUAUAAUAUAUCAGGCGAGUUUUUCGGCAUUGUCGUCUUUUAUCGUCGUUUUACCCUCUUCCCUCUCAACUAAAAUUAUCAACCUUACUGCUGCAUUUACCAACCUUUUUAACUAUGCAAAAAUGCCUUCACCUCUCCCGGACCUUUAACUAGACGUGUGGUCAACUAACAGCGUCAUUUAAUGAUUACUGACCGCUGACCGGACAGUUUAUGUCGCAACUGCGUCGAUUCUCUUUUCACUUUCAGUGCAGCGGUCCCACGUUGGGCGCCCACCGGCCGAACGCUCAGGUCUCGCGCGCACUGAAUAUGUGGCUUUGCGCACCUACGGAAUUGGAAAGUGAAAGCAGAGGUCAGUCUACUGCUCACUCUCAAUCUGACCCGCGCAAUUGUUUUAGCACCGUUUCUGCUCGGAGGGGAGGGAUAGGGGGGGGGGUGGAGUGUGGAGCUGCAGCACAUUUAAGUAUGUUUUCGCAGCUGGCUUUCUGUACCCUGCUUCACGGCAAAAGUUAACUUGAAAAUGGCUUAACUUUGAGCCAGGACACGGAGACGCCAUCUUCCCCCUACACAUACUGUGGUGUUUUGGGGCUCCUGUAGGAGAACCAGUAUCGUUUUGUGGUCUAUGUAGAUCAAAGAAGCCCCCUGGUGCAGUCAUAAGGGAAAUUAUAAGGGGGGGGGCGCUGGUUCAGGCAUGAGUAACCGUCUUUCACCGAAGGUGGCGUAGAUUCUCGAAACCCAAGUAAAUGAGCAUUUCACCGCUCAUGUGCUGCUUCGUCAGCGCUCCAAGUUCGCGAAGACCCUUUUUCAUUCCCCCACCCCCCCUUGGCUGGCCAGUUGACUCGAUCGUCCGCGCCUGUCGCCCGCGGCAUAGCGGGAAGCUACCUUCACCCAACUGUCAAUUGCCUCUCCCGGCCUACUGCCUGCGAACUUGUAGGCGGCUGGCAACUGCUCUAACACUGGUGGUUUCACCGUCGCCAACGCGUCCCCCGCGCCCACCAGGUGAAUUCGGAUUCUUUCCUAGAGGAAAUCGAUUCAGGAUAACUCAAAACAGAGGAUCAAAACGCUAUAUAAUUAUCCAAUGGACCCUGAAGGUAUUCCAGAGUGGACAGCAAUGAGCCCAGCCUCAGAGCCGCUGGCUACUAGUGAUCAACCAUGCGACUGGAAUCCCACGACUGUUGGUGGGGUUGACUGUAGACCUUAAAAAGGAAUCAUAAUGCAACCACUUAAGACCUAACAUUAGCACUAGGUUUAUAACAGCUUCGUCUCGCUGCCUUACAAGCUAACGCUGUGGUUAAUUGACAGAAAGCAAUAAAUGCCGGCAGCGAUAGCUUAUAUGAACGAUGGCAUUCUGCGGUCCUCGAUCCGCAGGUGAGGAAGUGGCUGAGAAUGUAAGCCGACUGAAAUUGAUCUGACAGGCAACCUUGAAACCCGUUGUCCUCGAGCGGUCAAUUGUAUAUAUGGUAGUCCGUCCUCCCUUGUCAAGUGACAUUAGUCGUUGAUUAUUGUUUCAGGUUUAGGCAUUUGAACUUAAAGGAGAUCUCUAAUGUCAUAAUUUCGUCCCAGUGGGGACUCCAUUAAAUCUUUCUGCUCCUACAAAACUAUAUUCUGUUCUAGAUUAAGCAUAAGUAAAAGGACGUGUGGACGACGGUGAGGGGAGCUUGCGUAGCUCCCAUCACACCCUUCCAUCUAGCUCCCGUCGUCUUUCUAUCGGUAGCAGAUGCCGACAUAUCUGCUGUAUCUAUAAGCCAUGCUUGUCAUCCAGGGAUUUUAAGAGGAACAUUUGCACUUUUCAUUCGGCGACAAAUUUCGUGAAGAUGGCUAGUUUAGUCAAGAGUUUAGUUUCCUCUAGUGAGAGUGGCAUGAAGUGGUGGAGAGCUAUCCCAUGUAGUUCAAAUUUUCACCUGCUGCCCUCCCUCUAGUAGUUCAUUUUGAGUGCUCCGACAAGCAUUCCAACAAGUGCAGACGAAAAUAACAGCAGACAAUCCAACUUUUGAAAUUGAAUAGAUGAGAAGUUAAUCGUUCUAACAGCACUGUUUGCAAGGAUAGCGAAAAGGUAUUAGGAUUUUCACCGAAAACUGAGCUAGGUAAGGCACCGUAUUGGGACUCCCCCACUCGUAAUACAGGUGGUCUUGCGUCAACCUCCAGGUAGAGUACAUAUUCCCGUGUUUUACUCCUAACUCAAGCCUUAACCCUGACCCUAACCAUAAUCUCAACACCAUUCUUAACCCUUAUCCGAAUACCAAUCCCCCUGAAAUAAAAGCGGGUCCUGUUCCCUUGUCCUACCCAAGCUACUGAAAAUCCCACUUGCAAGAACCUCGGAGAAUGGAACGUCGACCAUUGAGUUAUCAGUUUUCGCCAUACAGCAUCAGCAGAUGAACCGUCUUCGAGGUUGUUAAGCAGAUGAAAUCAAAUGAAACAACACAAGCAUAGUGAGAAUGACUGCUCAAGUAAUGCACAGUCAUACAAUUGAAAAACACAACGUGGAAGGCAAAAGUGAUUUUGAUUCACAAAAGUGAACUGUCGAUCUGUCUUAUUUUCCCUUGUUUAGUCAAUCGUCAAUGGGAGUUUAGUCCCGUUCUACCCCGACCGAACGGGCUUGACAACCGAGCACCAGUCCCCAGGUCUAUCAGCGUCGUUACGGGUCCUGCUGGAGCUGGCGACAGUGGAGAAUCUACAUGCAGUGAAAAACGACGGCGAACUCGGACUAAUUUCACGAGUCACCAGCUUGCCGAGUUGGAUGCCAUGUUCUGCAAUAGUCACUAUCCUGGAGUUCGCAGCCGAGAGGACAUAGCCCAAAGGCUGGGUCUUUCUGAGACCAGCGUACAGGUUAGCGGGGGAGCUGAAAAGAAUACUAAAACUUGUCUCAUAAUCUAUCUUUUUUCCUUCGACUUACUGCCCAGGGUCUUCGAAGGCUGCCACGAAGCGAUGAGUUUUCGGACUGGAGAGGCAUCACUGACACCACCGGCUCAACUGUCACGAAGGAGGAUGUUCACCGUGUACCCACAGCGGUCUGGGAGCAGGACGGUAGCAUGCGCAUAAAUUAGUUUCUAAUGACAGCAGACUUGCACAGCAUCUACCACACUGUCUCCUCAGUCACCUAACUGGGGCUGGUGGAAAGCCAAAGUUGGGUCGGUCGAAGGCGAACACGGGCGCAGCCGAUAAAAAAUUUAAGCGACCCCUCUACGCGUGCCACACACGACCUGGUCCGCGCACGGUGGCCCAGGUUCUCAAAGAAACAGGGGGCGACCUGGACCUCAUCUGAAAAGGAGUGCCCUAAGGGCCAAAUUGGGAAGGAACAUUUGUAGCCUGGUCCUCUGCCCUGAGGGGAUAAUCGUGUUACUCCUUUAGUUGGUGUCUUCCUAGGCUACGAUAUUAGCGUGUCGUGAUAGUUCAAAAGCGCGUCACGUUGACCAUAGUGAGGAAUGCCCUGAGUGCCCUUGAGACGGAGUCCGCAGAGUCGACCUUACUAACGAUUCGCUCUCAUAUGCGCCACCCUUCUGUUCGAGCCGGCCGGCACACUGAUACUGAGAUUGGCAACAAGUGACUGGCGCGGUAGUGAGCUCGUACCUAGACAUGUCGCCACAAUCCGUUCGCGCAGUCGCUAUGGGGUGCGCUGACCAUGCUCAUCUGGGUUAGCGCAUGCCUCGGCUCAAACAUAGGUAUUGGAGAGCCAUUUCUGGCUUUUUUUUAAUCGUCCGCCGGUUGCACCCCGUACUAUCUUCUGUUUUGGUGGCGAUCGUGUAACCGCGUGAUUUAUUGUUUAAAAGGUUGGCUUGAAUAUAUUUAUUUCCACAAGAGAGUUGAAGGGGUUGUAUUAUCUAGGGUCUUGACUGAGUAUGCUCCAGUGCUGUUGUUAAAACGCUGAUGCGGUAUAUGAACGGCAAGACUAAAGGAGGCUCGCCAUGGAAAGUAGUGUAAAUUACUGUGUUGGCAGCGUUCUGCCUUAAGUCCUGUCGGCUGAGGGACAUUAGGACAUAGGCGUCAGUUGACCUUGAAAGAACAUGGCGGUUUCAUCCGACAGGGCGUCGCCAAUCAUCCCCAAAGUACAGGCAUACACCUGGAAAGGUCUAGUACUCCCGACAUUGUUAUCACCGAUUUUGGGGUGUUUUGUAUUUGGGUCAGAUCAAUGUCACAUUGCUGGUUCUUUGAUUAUUUUUCGGUAGAGAAGCAUGUGUUGAAGAAGGAGACUCGUCUCUUCGCUUCUAUUGGCAGAGAAGCAUGUCCUGGGAGAGUCCCACAGAAUACAGGGCCAGCAAAACAUCAUGAAUAAUCGCCUAAUUGGUCCUUCGUCCUCAGUAAAAAACGCUAAAUUCCCUCAACGCGUCCUCGAAACGUUUGACAAUCAUUGUAUGUAGCACCAAGUAACAGGCUUUUAACGGCUAUCGACGAGGCUUCAUAGAGCGGGAACUUAAUAAAGCUGUUUGACUUCGAGUCACAAGCAACCCUGAACUUAACUGCCAGGGUUGAGUUUUUGGAAUUGAUAGGAUCAGAAAAAUGACUGCAUGAGAGGUUCCUCCUCACGCGUUUGAACAAGUUGAUAGCAAUUAAAACUGUCAACUAAAACGACUGUCAACUGUCAACUACCACAGCAGGAUGUUUCACUUGCGGGUUGGAUUGGAGAAAACAAUACCGCUAGUCGAAAGAAACAUGAAUCACCAGCAAAACCGCUGGCUUUACCGAUGGGAAAAUCAGGUCGAUUGGUAGGACUGCAUGUGUAGUUGUCACCAGGGCGGUACACUGACCACGUGGAGGGCAAAUCGGUCAUUCAUUGUGUGGAGGGCAAGAUACUGGAAGAAGAAUCCCUCGCAAUAUGGGUGACCUCGAGCUAAAUUCGGGGAGGGAUGCCUAUUGCUGUGUGCUAGCCUUAACUCUAGCCCAAAACUUGGCCCUAACACUCACCCGAUUAGUCACGGGAAUAGGACCCCCAUAAAACAAAUGACCUGGCGUUAAAUUACACGAUGAGUAGCUACUCCUAUGCCCUAACAUUAACACAAACUUUAACCCUAAUCAUAACCAUGAUCCUAACUCUAACGUUACUGAAAUUUAACGUAAGGCCACCUGCAUUACGGGGCUUUGCAUUAUAGGUUUUGCCGUGCACAGCUUCAGCAUUUUUAAAGAAGUACAAUAGUUGCUUGGAGUCAGUAUGGCCAUUUAAUUCAGAUGAAACGGUAACUGUCCUACUAACUCACCAUAUCAUAUAUGAAAGCGCAAAAGUUAUUAACAUUUGGCGGGUAGGGAGAAAAGACGGCCUGAGUUUGAAAUUCCUUCCAGCUGCCCUAGCUCCGACAAGCGUGAGAGAACAGCAACCCCUUAUGAAUGCGCUUGAAAAUCCGAUAACCACAUGUCUGAGAUUCGACUUUCUUCACGUAAUUACAGAGCGGAAGGACGUUUUGGCUCAAAAGUACACAUCUUCAGCGGAACAGGGGAAAAUGGUGUCGUGUCGUUAAGACACGUUAAUUAAUGUCAGUAGUUUUAGGAUAUGUCAGGCAGAAAGUCCGAGGUCUGGAAACUCUCGCAGAAUUUUAAAACUCUUGCCGCAGAAAGAGACCCAGUCACUGUUGUUGCCGCUUUUGCAUAGGGGCGAUUUUUGCCCGAGAAAUAACGGUCAUAUUCGUAAACAAUGCAAACUCAUAGAUGUGCAAUUUUUUGCGAAAUUUAAUCUCGGAAUUGCAAUCGCCUGCGCAAGGAUCCUGUUAAUUGCAAACAGAUACUCUGUGGGGCCUUGAUGUACACAUCUCUGGAAGAUUUCACAAAUGCAGGAGAUUCAUUCGGUAUGCAAAUCCACUAACUGAAGUGCCUCCAUACCAAAGUCUUUCCAAAAUACUAUCCGCCACAACUGCUACAUGUUUGAGAAAACACAGUCUUUGCAAAAUUUUACAUUAGACUCUGCCAACGGGGCUUUUGUCCUUUUCUUCCAUUCGCUUUGGGCCUUACUCAUGCUAAAUUUUGAAGUUUCUUUUUUAUGCUCUUCUAAGGUCUGGUUCCAGAAUCGGCGCGCAAAAUGGCGAAAGAGAGAAAAUACAAAGAAAGGUGAGAUUGCGAAAGAAUAAUCUCCGAGGAUGUCAAAAUAGCUUCUUUGAUGGAAAACGUUCAAGUUCAACCCUUUCGAUACUGCAACACACAAGGUUUUAAGUAGACUUCUGCACAACCGACGCCACUACUACUACUACUACUACUACUACUACUACUACUACUACUACUACUACUACUACUACUACCACCACCACCACCGCCGCCGUGCCCGCCGUCAUCGUAUUCACCCGCAACAACAAAAGCAGUUUCGCCAUCAUUAUUGCCACCAUCGGUCUUGUUUCCGCCCCGUCCAGUUUCUUUUUGUUUUAUCUGUACCCAGCUCCCUCUCCUGUACACAGUAUUUUUUGAUAUACGAUAACUGCUCAAUUAUAUUUACAGGUCCUGGACGGCCAGCACACAAUGCCUAUCCGUUGACCUGCUCUGGCGAACCUAUCUCGCCAACCGAACUCGAUCGUCGGCAGGCAGAGCUUCAAGAAAAACGCCGUGCCCGUCAGGCCCAACGGCUUAAACAACAGGUGAAUGGGCUGUCUCUUAUAAAAAAAUUGUCAACUGUCCCUCUAAAUGCAACUGUAACGGGAGGUCGGUUUCAAUAUUAUUCGGAAAGUGGAAAAGUCUUUUAAAACCGGUUUAUGCCCUUCUUUCAAGUAUAAAAUUCGAAGAAGGUGUAAUUUUCUUCCAAUGAAAAAAGGAUGCAUGUUUUCUAUGAAAUAUAUUUGAAUUUAUGAGGACAUGGAAAAUCAUUGAGAAAAAUUCAUAAUGGUCGUUAUGCAACUUUCUUCAUGGGCUCUAGACAGACAUGGUUACUCCAUUCUAACGUCAUUUUCGUGGGAGAAAUGGCAGGAAUUAUUGUCCAACUAGGCCCAAACGGCUGAGUCAGAGACAGUUCUUCCACGACUAAACAAAUCAUCAAACCUCCUUUCUGGGAUACAUUCACUAGGCGUUGAAUGUCACUGAUUUGGGGAGCGUUUCAUUCGGUUAGGCCGUGUUUAUAAUGUUCGUGACAAACAUAAUUUAGGAGUCUUUGCUGGUAAGAAAUAUUCAUAAUCGCAACCGCAUGAAAUUGGACCCUAACUUAGCGAUAGCAUUUCGAAAUGCGGCUUUCUCAAAAAGCGGCUGACUCGCUCUAACAGACGGCGGAAAACGCGUCGGAGUGGAGAUUCCGGCGUUCACGUUUUCGUCGUUUUCUCAAGUCUGCUGGGACCUGUGACUACUGGUUGGUACCGAGGCGUCGACAGGAAAAAAGUUGAGUCUUAGCAGGAUUCUGGACAUGCUGCAAUUAUCCAUUUCCAAUUGAGAUCAACCACGAAUUCACCAACUCUAUUCAACAUCAACUUAUCUCUUUUUCUCUCCCUCUCUCCCUUCCUCCCUCUCUCUCCCUCUGUCUCCUUCCCUUUUUCUCCUACACACAUGCACAAACAUUUUCGCUUGGUAACAGUGAAAAAAUGUACACUAAUGCCAUAGCAUUCCGUUUAUACAUACAGGUUGCCCAUCCACGUAGAAUGGCUUGUUUUCUUGUCGGCUUUCUGCCUCUAAAUCCCGGUACUUCUUGUCGCUUUCUGCAACGCUUGCCUGACACUUCUUAACGACCAACUUGUUUCUAACUUUCAAAUAAAGCAGCCAAGGUUUUAAUCCAGGACUAGCGGACAUAUAAGCAAAUAUCCCAAAUGAGGGAAUCCAACGCGACCCUGUCGACAAACGAAAGCUGACGUCGUAUUCUGAUGGAAGACGGAGAGUUUUAAUCAGGUGUUUCUGCCUUACCUGAGCGUUGGGAGCACAGUGGUUAUCUAGAAAACAUGUACUCACAUCAAGUCACCCGAUAAUGGUUGUUUUCGAGUUAUUUACAGCUGCCAGCCUUCCAGACAAACCCAGGUAGGAGAAUCUUUGGCCGAUUCUAAACAGCUACUGAUAAACUUGAAACUGCACUACCUAGGACGAGUGAAUUGCCUGUCAUGGAUUGAGUACAUCCUUCUUUCACCAACUCAACCUUCCUACUACUUCCGCCGAAGCGGCGAAACUUCCGUCCUUCUCUGUUCAUUCAAUUUUCUUCCCAGUUAGUAAAGCAGGCCCUAAUGAGCCGCACAUCCGUCACGAAAGUGGCAGUUUUAGGUUGCCUUCAUUUGCAGCUAUCUACUAUAUGUUCCGAAUUCACGAGACUGUUGGCAAGAGAGAAGAGUGUUGCUAGUGCCCAAGCCUGACUUUCGCAAAAUUUAUCGUGUCAGGAGUCAGUUGUGAUUGCUGAUUUAACUGCCAGCACAUAAAAAGUUCUUUAGAAAACACCUAAGUCGCUCAGAAGGUCAUGUUUGGGUUAUUGGCUCGUAUAUCGAACUGCAGUGAUGUGAUCCGAGCAUUGAAUCGGACGUGCUCGUCUGGACCUUCAAACGACGGCAUUCUGACCUCCCUGUCCUUGUUACUAACGUUCCCCUAGCACUGCUUGUAAUGAUCCUGGCUUCGGUUGCAGGCCAGAACCGCGCCUAGUCCAGUUGCUUGGAAUCUGACUCUUACUUUUACCAAAGCUGCUGGCUCAGAUUCAACUCCUAGGACUUGUCAAUCUGACACGAGGCAUGGCUGGUUGAUGGCAGAUCGUGCUGUGAACGUUGUGGCUCCGAUUUCCAUGAAAUCAUCGACACUUUAAAAAUAUCAUCGCAACUGAUUGGCACCCAGUUUGUAGACAACUACGAAAGGCUUUAUGAAAGGCUCUUGAACCUACAACUAUUGCCCAUUUUACAAUUAGCAAAAUGCCUUUCUAUCAAGCCACAAGUUCAGGGUUUACUAACUUAACAGUCGAAAUUAUUCGUCUUUGGAAUAAAAGGCUCUUCGUUCUCCUUUUUACGCAGAUCGCCCGUCGACGUAGGGGAGGCGUUGACUUGGGAAGGAGCGGAGUUCUCUGGAAUACUACGUCUAGGCGACUAACAGGGUUGCUUCCUCGCUGCCAGGACGGAGCUCACAGAACGCUCUACGCUACCAAUGCAAUUUGUCCCCUAUUUUGUGCCAGACAGAAAACUGAGCUUGUAUCCUCAGUGCUUUUCCCAUACGCACCUCACUCACCCACUGCGCCCGCUAGCUGCCGCCUCAUAAGCAAUCCCAAACCUGCUGAACCGCCGCUUACCUCUCCCGGGAAAACACCGUCCAUUGGUUCACCACACAGAUACGAGCGCCUUCAAUCAAGGCCUUCAUUUUUCAUUGACUGCCUUUUAUCUAACGACUGA
Molecule: messenger RNA, 26194 nt
Organism: Spirometra erinaceieuropaei
Lineage: Eukaryota; Metazoa; Platyhelminthes; Cestoda; Diphyllobothriidea; Diphyllobothriidae
Source: the annotation of a GenBank genome assembly